Messenger RNA from Arabis nemorensis, 336 nucleotides. NCBI's taxonomy places the organism in Eukaryota, Viridiplantae, Streptophyta, Magnoliopsida, Brassicales, Brassicaceae. The record is from the annotation of a GenBank genome assembly.
AUGAGUCACCGGAAUUUGCUUGACGUCCUGGAGAUAUGUGGAGUACCACCGGAAAAGUUCAGAACCAUCGGUUCCAGUAUCGACAAGCAACAUUUGAUCAAGUGGAAGAGAAGGGUUUUUGUUAAGGAAACAGGACAACCUAUUGAACUGUUGUCGAAACUCAGACAAGAAGGGAGCAAGCUUUCUUUGAAGCCGUCUGCAAAAGGAGCUGAGGUUGGAUCUACCGGUGCUGGUAAGAGAUACGAUAAGCUUAUUAGAAAAGAUGAAAGUCAAAUUCUAGCAAGUAAAUUCCUUAAUUCAAUCAAAAGGAACAAAGUGAGGCUAGGUUGCACAUGA